Messenger RNA from Blumeria graminis f. sp. triticale, 1089 nucleotides. The record is from the annotation of a GenBank genome assembly. Lineage: Eukaryota; Fungi; Ascomycota; Leotiomycetes; Helotiales; Erysiphaceae.
AUGGCAAGGUUAUCAAAUUUACCCUCACACUUUCAGGGUGAUGAAUCUUGGAUUGAUAUCUCCUCUCAGCCAUCCUCUCCUCCUCAUUCUCUCGGCAAUACAACCACCACAGGCUUUCCUGUUGAAAAGAAGGAACACUCUUGCGAGCGAAAAAGUGCUCUUGGUAAUGAAAUCCCUAUUUUGAGCGAUGAUGCAGCACAUUUCUCCAAUAUACAGGAGGAGUAUGAAGAGAGUGACAGUGACGAUGAAGAAAUCUUGGAUAGCUCAACCGAAAAUGUUAUUAUAGCCAAAAGUCAAGAAACUAUGCCUGUUUAUGAUGCAGAAUCAAACUUAGAUAUGGGUCGGUCUACUAGCGCAAGUCUUUUCUUCACUCCUCAACCCAACGCAUUCUCACAUCCGCCCUCGAAUCAACGACAUAGAAGCGUCAGAAAUAAUUUAACGUCAAAUACAUUACCUAAUGUACAUGGCCAUCCUGCCCGCUAUCAACGCCGUCAAAGUUCAUAUGGUGAACCUACAGACCAUGAUGCUGCUUUAAGAGCUUCUCUCACAACAUUACUCUCAAUUGGCGCCGGCGCUGCAAGAAGUCUCCCUAAGCGUGAAACAGUCACGGCGAGAGGAAUACAGAAACAUAAUGAACCAAUUGGCUUACGAUUUGUAUCAGAAGCUGAGUUAAUGGCAUUACCUUCUUCGCCAAUAUCGCAUACUUCAACGCCACCAUCUUCGAAUGUCAAGUCAAAUCGUCACAGGAGCCCUGAUAUUGGUCUUUUAGAAAAGCGUAAACGGAAACUAAAAACAAGUGAGAAGGCUAAGCCUUCAAAAUUAUUGGCAGGAAUACAAGAUGACAUGUUAAAUCCCACUCUAUUUACCUGGGCAGUUUCAGCUGGUGUUUUAGUCCUAAUCAGUGUUGUCGGAUUUGGCGCUGGAUAUGUUAUUGGAAGAGAGGUUGGACGACAAGAGGUCGCAACAGGGUUGAAUAGCUCUGCGUUAGCUGAUGGUAGUUGUGGGAAGGAUUUUUUCAAGCGGAGUUCCAAUGGUUUGAUGCGCUUUAGAUGGAGUAUGGGUGGGAAUUGUAAAAGUGUUGCUAAUUAA